Symbiodinium necroappetens is the source of this 324-nucleotide messenger RNA. Lineage: Eukaryota; Dinophyceae; Suessiales; Symbiodiniaceae. The record is from the annotation of a GenBank genome assembly.
GUGCCAGAGCCGUUUCAAGAGGCACCGGAGCCUGGGGAAGAGCCAGUGCCUUCCGGAGACCUCGCAAGCGUGCCGAGGGGUGAGGAGCCGCCAGAUCUGCGGCCGCGUGCAGAGCAGGUGGGAACGCAGGACUACAUCUUGGAAGUGUGGGAGCGGUACCAAGAUGCCGAGGGCCGGCAUUGGUUCUUUUGCCCCCGCAACAACGAUUGGUUCUACACUGACGAAGCCGAGACAUCAUGCUGGUAUCAGUUCUGUGACCCGAACACGCCUGAGACGUUGUGGUGGUGGAACUCGCUGACUAACCGUGCUUUCUUUGAGCCGUAA